GUACACCCAUUUAAGAACAACAAUAACAAAACAAAAAAAAUGAAUCAGGUUUAUGUUAAGAUUAGUGUUGACAAAAAGCAAAAGGAAAGAUAAAAACGAACGUAAUUGAUUAUCAAUUGUGUGAAACUUUAAAUCUGUCAUUGUUUUCGACUGUGAUAUAGACAAUAAAAUUUUACUACGGAAAUACUUAAUCCUUUUACUUAUCUGAAAAAUAUGUACUUUAAAAUGACAUAUACCUAAGUGAAAUAAACAUUCGAAUAACACUCAGAGCAAUGUCAUCGAAUUUAAAUCAUCUUGAAAAAUCAAAAAUACGAAGAAGACUUGCUGCUGUAUCUUUCUUAUCAAAUAUUUCUCUCGAUGGAACACAUCGAGAUACUAUUUUCGGGACGAAAAUUUGUAAUCGACGUCCUUCAAAAAGAACAUUUAUUGAAACUGAGAAUAUUGAAGAAAAUCCAAAAAUAAAUCAAGAAGUUGACAGACUUUCGACAAGUUCCGAAUCUGAAUGUGCAAAACUUUCAUCUUCAGCUCCAAAAGGAGUCUUAAACUCUUUGAUAAAUUUCCAACCUUAUCGAGAGCGAGGUAGAACCAUCAGUAGUUCAAAUGAAACCAUCUCUGAACGACGUCAAGCUUUAAUACUUAAGCGCGCUCUUUGUACAUGUCCGACACCGUCUCACUUAGCCACAUCAUCUAAUGAGUCACUUUCUCAACGAUCAAAAUGUGUACACAUCCACGAUCCAUCACCACCAUUGAGAUGUUCGACUCACUCUACUGUCGAUGCUCGAUGUGUCAUAACAAUUCAUCAGAAGCCUCUUCAUGUAUUUUCUAUCAUCCCAUUCCGAAAACGUAUGUCAAGCUCAGCGGUAAAAGCUAAAGAGAAACUAGAAGGAACUCGAAGAUUACGUCAAACGUCAACAUCGAGGCCAAUGUCGAGUAUAGGCGAUAAUCAUAAUCAACCAUUCGAUCCAUUCAAUUUACUUGGAAUUGAAAGAAGAACUGACGGUGGACAAGAGAUUUCUUACGGAUAUUUAUUAGUGCCAUCAAAAGCGCUUGGAGGAAAAAAUGCUUCUCGUCAUCAUCACGAGCGUCAUUUAGACACAUUGACACUUCAAAAUCAUGGAAUGUUUCGAUUUGGAAAUUAUGAUGAAGGUGAAGACGACCCAUCAUAUUCUGCUGAUCUUCUUGAUGACCCAGAACUUAUCGGAGGUCGUCAUCGGACUUUACUCACUUUCACCAGCUACUUAACAAGUGUCAUCGAUUAUGUUCGUCAAGCCGAUCUUAAGAAAGAGCUCAACGAUAAAUUUCGAGAGAAAUAUCCGCAUAUUAAGUUAACUUUAAGUAAACUUCGGUCGAUUAAACGAGACAUGAGAAAAAUUAACAAACUGGAUCCAAAAAUUGAUCUGCUCUCAGUAGCUCAAGCUUAUGUGUAUUUCGAAAAGUUGAUUCUUGCUGGAUUAAUUAACAAGAUAAAUCGGAAGCUUUGCGCUGGUGCAUGUUUGCUGUUGAGUGCAAAAUUAAACGACGUCAAAGGUGAAACUUUGAAGGGUUUGAUUGAGAAAAUUGAAAAUAUUUUUCGAAUCAAUCGAAAAGAAUUAAUUUCUUCCGAAUUUGCUGUUCUGGUGGCCCUCGAAUUUAGUCUCCACGUUCCGACAAGUGAAAUUCGACCACAUUAUGAACGAUUGAGAUUUGAAACAUGAUUGUUGUAUAAAUUCUAAAUAAAUAGUGUAAAAACUGUA
Clunio marinus is the source of this 1733-nucleotide messenger RNA. NCBI's taxonomy places the organism in Eukaryota, Metazoa, Arthropoda, Insecta, Diptera, Chironomidae. The record is from the annotation of a GenBank genome assembly.